Molecule: messenger RNA, 3185 nt
Organism: Cylas formicarius (sweet potato weevil)
Lineage: Eukaryota; Metazoa; Arthropoda; Insecta; Coleoptera; Brentidae
Gene: eIF2Balpha
Product: translation initiation factor eIF-2B subunit alpha
Exons: 9
Coding region: 95-1027 (310 amino acids)
Biological process (GO): translational initiation
Cellular component (GO): eukaryotic translation initiation factor 2B complex
Molecular function (GO): translation initiation factor activity; guanyl-nucleotide exchange factor activity
Source: RefSeq, a predicted model, not a curated record
GUUAUUUUCCUUGGCCACGAAGAAGAAGAGUAGGUUAUGUUCAUAGAUAAGUUAGGUUAUUUUUGAAAAGAUUUAAAGAAAAAGAGCAAUUUAGAUGAUGGAUCCAGAAAAAGUCAAUGAAUACUUUUCAAAAAUAAUAAAAACUGAACUGGAUGUAUCCGCUGGGGUAGCAGCCAUAAGGACCCUUAUGGAAGUUAUUCGACAAUCGGAAUCAGAGACAGUGCAAGAGUUGGAAGCAAAUUUGAAGGAGGCCAUUAUGAUAAUGAAAAAUUCAAAUUUUCCUGUUGCAGCAAUUACAUCUGGUUGCGAACUAUUUUUAAGGUUUAUCACUUUAGUGGGAAUGGAUACAGUAGGCAGUUUCAGUGAAUGUAAACAAAUCAUGCUUAACAGAGGAACUUUGUUUUUAAAAAAGCUGGGUGAGGCCAGAAGCAAAAUUGUAAAAAAUGCUUCUAAGUUUAUACUUGAUGGCUCAAAAGUGUUAACUCAUUCAAGGUCUAGGGUUGUUUUGCAAACAUUACGUGAGGCCCAUUCGCAAUGUAAAAUAUUUGAGGUAUAUGUAACUAUUUCAGCUCCCGACAAUAGUGGGAAGCAAAUGUGUAAAGACUUGUUGAAACAAGGUAUUCCUUGUACCCUAAUCCUUGAUUCAGCGGUGGGCUAUAUAAUGGAACAAAUUGAUUUUAUCAUGGUUGGCGCCGAAGGGGUUAUGGAAAGUGGUGGAAUAGUAAAUAAGGUUGGAAGUUAUACAUUAGCGGUGUGCGCUAAUGAAAUGAAAAAACCUUUUUAUGUUUUGACAGAGAGCUUUAAGUUUUCUAGACUGUUUCCUUUAAAUCAACAAGAUUUGCCUGUGGAAUACAAGUACCUAUCCAAAACUAGACAGGAAUUUAACAACCUGAAAACGGCACAUCCAUUAGUGGACUAUACACCUCCCUUCUAUAUUACCCUUUUAUUUACUGAUAUUGGAAUAUUGACUCCAUCAGCUUUCAUUUCGAAAUGCCUUGAGCCUGUAUCCGGUCCAGUUGUAACCUAAAAAUGGCGCAGUAUAGAAGCAUUUCCAAAUUUUAUGGCUAUGAUCUGUUCAUAGAUAUAAGAAAGUGAACAAUUGCUGUUGAAUGGGAUUAUCCAAGGGUGGUCGUUAACAUACAAUGCAACAGGAUUAUUACCUAAAGUUUCGGAAUUUAAAUUCAGGUAAAAUUGUGGUCCGUAAUAGAAAAUAAUUUUAUACCUAUCUGUGUUUAAUCUUCUUUGGUUUGGUAUACUACUUAGUUUAAGUUUAUUAGUAAUCAUUCUUAUUUCGUGUGUAAUACAAAAUAUAUGCGAGUCUAAUGUAUCUCAGGAGAUGCUCCCGCCCAAACGAAGAAAACACUAUUAUAUUCAGAUUAAGGAAGUUAUAAACAAUGUUCAUUGGACUCUCAUUGAACGUGGAAUUCCAAUAUCAACUGUAUGGAAAAUUUUGAAUAAUCCCAUUUCAGUGAGGAAAAAAAGAAGCGAUGCUGACAUUUUCUCGAGUGUAGAUGAAAGUGAUCAAGAUAUAAUACGGCGUAAAAUUUACCAGUUAAACGAGGAACAAAGCGUGGCUAUCUUAGAUAUCUUAAUUAGGAGUCUUGAAAAAGAUGAAACCGGUGUUAAAUGUGGCAGAACUACCUUAUGGAAGUGUAUCGAACACAUGGGUUUUAGAUUUAAAAUAAUUGACAAAAGGCAAGUUUUAAUUGAAUCUUUUAGAAUUCUAGAAAAAAUUAGGAUUACAGAGGCAACAAAGGCCGAUUAUUUACUUGAUGAAACCUGGAUCGACACUUAUGAUACCCCGGAAAAGGGUUGGGUUGACUCAACUGAUAAAUGUAAAACAAACGGGUCAUCAAAAAGACGUAAAACAAUAACUAUUUUGCACGCUGGCUCUAAAGAUGGUUGGAUUCGAAAUGGACUUUCUCUGUCUGCGAAAAAUAUUAAAGAUUCUUCUCUGGAUUACCAUGAAGACAAUACUGGUGUGAUUUAUUUGAAAGUUGGUUUAAAAACAAAUUAGUUCCAAACAUUCCUCCUAAUAGCCUCAUUGUAAUGGUCAAUGCAAGUUAUCACAGUAGACAGUUGACUAAAACCCCUCACACAAUCCAAAACUACAUGUAUAAUAACGACAUUUAUUUUCACAAAGAUUAUACGAAAAAGCAAUUAAUUGAAGUUCUACAAAGCUUGAACCUACAAAAAGAGUACGUCUGUGAUAAUUAUGCAAAAAAUCUAGGGCAUACAGUUUUAACCUUACCACUGUAUAUUUAAUCCCAUUGAACAUGUUUGGCACCAAUUGAAAUCUGCCAUUCGUUGUAACAAUGUUUUUCCCCGUGUUAACUCCAAUAUACUCAAACUUAUAGAAACCGAAGUUUUUAACAACCCUCCGCAAAGUUAGGCAAAUUCUGUUAAACAUAUAGAAAAAACAGAACAAUCGUAUAUCCAUAAUGCAAAUAAUAUAGAACAAAUAAUAAUUCGAACAGGCGAUGAUAGCGAUAGUGAUACUGAUAUAUUAUGUGAAUAAUUUUAAGUAAUUUAAGUAGGUAAUAAAAAUAAUUUUCUAAUUUUAUUUUAGAUUUAAACAUAAAUACAUACAUAAAUAAAUAAAUAUUGUUUAGAAUCUUUCUUAACAAAACCCCAAAUAAUUAAAUUCUAAGCAAAGUACAGCUUACCCGGGUCUUUCCUUAAUUCGUAUCAGUUACUCACUUUCUUAUAUCUAUGAACAGACUAUACCAUAAUAAUUAACACUCAAGGCUAUAUCCCUCAACCGACUUGUCCUUUGCCUAAAUAUCUGUAUUGGCACCACAACAAUAGCAAUUAGUUGAACGUCUGUGAUUCUAUAUCUCGUUUUGCGUAAAAAUCUAACAUGCAUUCCAGACCGUCAAUAACUCUAUACAAUGUGAUAUAAGUUUCAAAAUAUGACGAGAGAGGCCAAACUAUUUGAAUUCUAAUUAACCCCAGAUAGUUUUGCAAGAAAUUUUAUUUCCUACAAGUUCAUUAGCAGCCAAUCUAAAGCGUUGUUAUAGUUAGCUAUCGAAACGUUACUUAAAAAAUGCAAACAAUGUAAUAAAAUCGUUGUCAUGCAAGUAUCGUGCAGCAAAAACCACCUAGGUUCAAGAACAACAAAACCAAAUGAUUUUAGAAUAUUCUCAAUCGAUAGUGGUUUUCUCUUUUUGAAGCCAAGAAUAUUU